Messenger RNA from Spea bombifrons (plains spadefoot toad), 2519 nucleotides. RefSeq names its product diablo IAP-binding mitochondrial protein (gene DIABLO). Lineage: Eukaryota; Metazoa; Chordata; Amphibia; Anura; Pelobatidae. Gene Ontology annotation, biological process: neuron apoptotic process; intrinsic apoptotic signaling pathway in response to oxidative stress. The coding region runs from base 21 to 755 and encodes 244 amino acids. The transcript is spliced from 6 exons. The record is from RefSeq and is a predicted model, not a curated record. Gene Ontology annotation, cellular component: mitochondrion.
UUCCGCUUGCCACACGAAACAUGGCGGCGGUCAGUAGGCGGCUGAUUUGGGGCUUUUCUUCCCUUCUCAGGCAAAGCUUGCCCUUUGUCCCAAGGGGAACCUGUAUCCGAAUUUUGAGAAGUCCAUGGCUUAAAAUGAUUCCUGUGGGUGUUGGCACCAGCCUGUGUGCGGUUCCAGUCGGUCAGAGGUCAGAACCCACUCUCUCCAAUGAGUCCUUAAUAAAGAGGGCUGCAUCUCUGCUAACAGACAGUACACAAACCUUCCUGUCGCAGACGACGUAUGCGCUCAUUGAUUCACUAACAGAAUACACCACGGCUGUGUACACACUGAUCUCGCUACAGCAGAGAUACACUGCACUUCUCGACAGAAUGAAUCCAAAUGAGGAAAGUACCAUUUGGCAGGUGAUUGUUGGAGCCCGUGUACAGAUGAAGAAUCUAAAGGAGCAGUACUUGAGGUAUGAGUCUAGCUGGGAGCGCGCAUUGAGUCUCUCGGAGAUGGCAGCAGAAGCUGCUUACCAGGCUGGUGCAGACCAAGCUUCUGUCACAGUCCGCAACCACAUCCAGUUGGUACGAUCUCAGGUGCAGGAGACUCUGGAGUUGGUGUUGAAGGCUGAGGCCCAGCUGGCUGCUGCAGUAACGGAGGAAAUAAGGAGAACUGUCACAGAGGACAACGACGACAAACCCGCUGGUGGAGGAAGCCCAAACAGCAGCCAGUCGGAAGAGGAAAUCCCUGAAGCAUAUCUUCGUGAAGAUUAAAUUAUGUUGUCUAGCAUUAUCCCCUUAUUUGCUGACAAUGAGCAUUGGCAUGUAAGCCCACCAGGAACACUAUACGGGUAGUGAGCUUAAGUCUAACCUUGAAUGGAAAUUGCAAAGGGGUCAGUGAUGUGGAAACAAAUAACCUAUUUCAACUAUUUACCAGUGAUAUAAUUACUGGAUUGAACAGUGUUGCCUCAUUACACAAAAAACUCCUUUGUCUCCCACUGUAUGCCUAGCUUGUGUUACUGUAAAGCAAUGUGAAAGAAAUGUGAUGCUGAAGCAGUCCUAAAAAGAGACUGUCAUGGCUAUCAAUUUCCCCCAGCUGAUGAGUGAAUUGCAAGGGUCUAUUCAAGACUCCUAGAAUAAGCGAUGAACUUGAGUUUUUGUCCCUUUGUGUCCUGUUGAUUAUGGAAUCAGUGUCUUUCUUUCUUUCCAUAUCGCAAAUAGCCGCCUUCUAGACUUAGCACCAACAAAGUCUUGCUUCCAGAUGCACCAUAUUGCAAGUUCUUGGCAGUCAGUGGAUUAAGUGCCUUACAGCAAGAUUGCAUUUUCAGUAUUAAGGCGCUUACCAUGUUAAGGCACUUUUUAAUACUAUGUUCCAGCAAUGGCCACAUAGAAUGGGCUUUGUAUGUUGAGGGAGUCUUAAAAGGAAAAACAGCACUGAAAACGAAAGUGUUAUUGUAUGAUUCUGUAAGUGUUUGGGUGGUCCGUUAAACCAAUUCUUCAAGGGUUUACAAUAAUGUGUUGAAAUUAGGAGCCAUCUAUAAACUUCUAUGUAAAACGCAUAAAAAUGUUAGUUGCCGAUUUAUAACUUGUUCAUGGAACGCAAAGCAUGUUUAUAGACAGAGCAGUUCUGGUGCAAAGUUUUAAAAGUGGUGCUGUCACCAUACCAACUUACAAUGCAGGGGACAAAGCAUUUAUUGCAGUUUUGUAAAUAACUUAUAUUUUUUAUUUACAUGUCCGAUAAGUGUCUUUUGCAUACUUUCUAAACAUAGCACUCGGGUACAAAUUCCUUUUCAGACGUAAGGCAGCAGACUUAUCAAGAAACUUGUUCCACAUUUACACCACAUCAGGAACGCUCAUUGUACGUUAACCCCUCUAAUCCGUUACCGCUCUAGAAGCACUAGUAUAAUUAAGUCAUUCGGACAUUAUGCAACUUUGAUGGUUUUUGCUGGAAAACAGGCAAAUGUUUAACCACUAUGGAAUGACACAAUAUUUUGUUCAAUUUCAGAGCCACAUUUCAAAGUUUGAUGAAAGAAAGACGUUUAAAUGUAAUUUUGCAGGAUUAUUUUUGCUUUAAAACAGCAUGGUCUUUGAUACUGAAAUUAAACGGCACUUAAUUUUUUUUACAAUCUUUAAUACUAGAAUUAAAACAGGUGUUUAAUUUUUUACAUUUGUUAAUAUACUAUUUCUAGACAAAUUUGUGCUAUUAUUAUCAGGUUAGAGAAACAAUCUGCAUUAUACUAUCCUCGCAGGAAUUAGGAAUGCUUUACUAAUAAUCACAAUAUCCUAGAGUGAGUCUUGUGUGAUCCUCAUUUACUUAAUAAUACCAGACAUUAAUUUAAUGUCAUUUAAACAGACAUUUUUAAUGUAGGUUUGAAUUAAAUAACACAAUUUAGAUGUGUCAACAAUAAACUGUGUAGCUUGUCUUAAGUUUUCUGCAGAAACUACCAUGUUUUGUUCCUACUGUGCAUGCUCCAAUUGUUUUGAGAACAGACAUACAAUGUUUCCCAUAUGUGACUAAAAUGUAUUUGCCAACAUAAA